GGCGGCGCUCUCCGCGUUCCAGCAGACGUUUGUGGUGUCCGACGCCAGCCGCCCCGGCCACCCCAUCAUGUACGCCAGCGCCGGCUUCUUCAACAUGACCGGCUACACCUCCAAGGAGGUCGUCGGAAGGAACUGCCGCUUCCUCCAAGGAUCGGGCACCGACCCGGCGGAGAUUGCAAAGAUCAGGAAGGCUCUGGCAGACGGCUCAAACUACUGCGGCCGUGUCCUCAACUACAAGAAAGAUGGCACGGCAUUCUGGAACCUCCUGACCAUUGCUCCCAUCAAGGAUGAGGAAGGCAAUGUCCUCAAGUUCAUAGGGAUGCAAGUGGAAGUGAGUAAAUACACUGAAGGGAACAAGGAUACGGUUGUUCGUCCAAAUGGCCUGCCCGAGUCACUCAUCAAAUAUGAUGCUAGGCAGAAGGAUCAGGCCCGUAGCUCAGUUUCUGAGCUUCUGUUGGCCAUCAAGAAUCCACGUUCAUUGUCAGAAUCAAGUAAUAGCACCUUCAAAAGAAAAUCACAGGAAUCAGUUGGUGCGUUGUCGGGUGAUCGUCCUGGCAAGAGAAGCUCGGAAAGUGGAUCUCGACGUAACUCAAAAACUGGAGCAAGGAGCUCACUGCAAAAAAUCAGCGAAGUUCCUGAAAGAGGCAAUAAAGGUCGAAAAUCUGGUCUGUUUUCACUUAUGGGUUUACUUGGUAUGGGCCAGGGAAAUGUAGAAAAGAACAUGCUGAAACCAAGAGAUGAAGAUCCGCUGCUUGACAGUGACGAUGAAAGACCUGAGAGCUUUGACGAUGAGCUAAGGAAGAAAGAAAUGAGAAGGGGAAUGGACUUGGCUACUACACUUGAGCGUAUUGAGAAGAACUUUGUCAUUACUGACCCAAGAUUACCAGAUAAUCCUAUUAUAUUUGCGUCCGAUAGUUUCCUGCAGUUGACAGAAUAUUGCCGUGAAGAAAUUUUGGGGAGAAACUGCAGGUUUCUCCAAGGUCCUGAAACUGACCGCGCGACAGUGAGGAAAAUUAGAGAUGCCAUAGAUAACCAAACAGAGGUCACGGUUCAGCUGAUUAAUUAUACAAAGAGUGGUAAAAAGUUCUGGAACCUGUUUCACUUGCAGCCUAUGCGUGAUCAGAAGGGAGAUGUCCAGUACUUUAUUGGGGUUCAGUUGGAUGGAACUGAGCAUGUCCGAGAUGCUGCUGAGAGAGAAGGAGUCAUGCUGAUUAAGAAAACUGCAGAAAAUAUUGAUGAGGCUGCAAAAGAACUUCCAGAUGCUAAUUUGAGACCGGAGGAUUUGUGGGCCAACCACUCAAAAGUAGUUUUGCCAAAGCCACAUAUGAAGGAUUCUGCAUCAUGGAGAGCCAUCCAAAAAGUUCUUGAGGGUGGAGAAAACAUUGACUUGAAACAUUUCAGGCCUGUGAAACCUUUGGGAUCUGGUGACACUGGAAGUGUGCACUUGGUGGAGUUGUUAAACACAGGUGAAUACUUUGCCAUGAAAGCUAUGGAUAAAAGUGUCAUGCUUAACCGCAAUAAGGUCCAUAGAGCUACGGCCGAACGACAAAUCCUUGAUAUGUUGGACCAUCCAUUCCUUCCAACAUUAUAUGCAUCAUUUCAGACCAAGACACAUAUAUGUCUCAUUACAGACUACUACCCUGGUGGGGAGCUCUUUCUGCUCCUAGAUAGACAACCUCUAAAGGUUCUGCGGGAAGAUGCAGUCAGGUUCUAUGCUGCUGAAGUUGUCAUUGCACUCGAAUACUUGCAUUGCCAAGGUAUAAUCUACCGAGACUUAAAGCCGGAGAAUAUCUUACUUCAUAGAGAUGGACACAUCUCCUUGACAGACUUUGAUUUGUCUUGCCUGACAUCUUGCAGACCGCAGGUAUUUCUUCCAGAAGAAGCUAAUAAGAAAAGUAGGAGGAAAAGCAGGAGUUCACCCAUCUUUUUUGCUGAACCUAUGCGAGCAUCCAACUCAUUUGUUGGUACAGAGGAGUACAUUGCACCUGAGAUUAUUACUGGUGCUGGCCAUACAAGUGCUGUUGAUUGGUGGGCGCUAGGGAUUCUUCUCUAUGAAAUGCUGUAUGGUUACACACCCUUCAGAGGUAAAACCAGGCAAAGGACAUUCGCCAACAUCCUUCACAAAGACAUCAGAUUUCCGGCGAGUAUAUCGGUGAGCCUCCCAGCAAGGCAGCUGAUUUACAGGUUGCUACACCGUGACCCUACGAAUAGGUUGGGAUCGUAUGAGGGAUCAAAUGAGAUAAAAGAGCACCCCUUCUUCCGUGGCAUCAACUGGGCUCUUGUGCGCGGCACGGCUCCUCCAAAGUUGGAUGCUCCCCUGUUUCCGGAUGACACGGACAAGGGAAUGGGCGAUGCAACUGCUGCCGCUGCUGAUAAUCACACCGACAUGUUCUGAAUAAAGAAGCUGGCCUAGAUAAAGACGCAUCUGGGUCGAGCUCAAUCACGCAUGUUUCUUUGUUAUCGCUAUCUGCCGUUUAUGUUCGGGCGUACCUAGGGAGGUAGGAGAUGGAAUAACUAAGCUAGUUUGAGAUCGAUGUAGACUACUGGGGUCGCUGAAUGCAAUGUAAUAGUACUGCAUGUAUUUGGAUCAUAUUAAAAUAAUCAAUUACCGUAAGAUGCGUCUA
Molecule: messenger RNA, 2624 nt
Organism: Lolium rigidum
Lineage: Eukaryota; Viridiplantae; Streptophyta; Magnoliopsida; Poales; Poaceae
Product: phototropin-1A
Exons: 22
Coding region: 68-2395 (775 amino acids)
Biological process (GO): protein phosphorylation
Cellular component (GO): plasma membrane; cytoplasm; nucleus
Molecular function (GO): ATP binding; protein serine/threonine kinase activity
Source: RefSeq, a predicted model, not a curated record